Daldinia vernicosa is the source of this 1632-nucleotide messenger RNA. RefSeq lists its product as uncharacterized. The record is from RefSeq and is a predicted model, not a curated record. NCBI's taxonomy places the organism in Eukaryota, Fungi, Ascomycota, Sordariomycetes, Xylariales, Hypoxylaceae. The coding region runs from base 42 to 1313 and encodes 423 amino acids. The transcript has a single exon.
UCUUAGGCUUCCACGCCUUGCUUAUUAUCAUACUAGCCACCAUGAAGCUCCUAUCUCGUCAAGUUCAAGGAUCGUCCGAUUCUUCCUCAAGUCCCGGACAUUCCUCCAGAUCUUCUCAGUUAGAUCCACCAGCAGAUUUGCCAAAUACAAGCCCGAAAGACAAACGACCGACUUGUAGUCCGAGGAAGCGAUCACAGGACUCACUACCCGAUACAGAUUCCUCCCCUCGAAAAAAAUCUAAAUCCCCUCCAGAAGAAAGACCAUUAAUACCUCAAAAUAUCUCCAACUCUUCAACAAUAUCCAACGGUCCAACAAUAUCUGACCUUACAAUACAUAAUUGGCUUGAUAUUCUUGAGGAAGGAGACAUACUAGAAGAAGAAGAAACAUAUUCCUAUUCCGACAUGCCGAAAGGGAGCGGACCUGUCGAUUCGGAAGUUGGUACUGUGAUAACUAGAAACACUGGUAUAUCAACAUGGCUGGAUUUACCAUGGUUUCGACAGAAGACGCUCCGUGAAAAUUCGAUAAAGUUACUGUACAAUAACGAUCCUAUCCCAGAAUGGGUACAAAGUCAUAUCAACAAGAUCAACUCAUACCCCGCCGACAACGCCCCCAACUUCUCUACUAAAUGGAAAAGAUUUCAGGAUACUGUUCACAGCCAAACGAACGAAGCGAUAUUCGAAAAAUCGUACAAUAAAAUGUUGGAUAUACUAGACCGCGAUGAUAAUUGGACCCUGAACCGUAAGGAAAACCAAGAGCUAAUAGUUUGUGAAAUGAAAUCAGGUUUCCAAAAGCAUAGCCUACCUCCUGUAAAGGACAAACCCGAUCUAGUCUAUGGAUACAACAGUUGGAACUCUUUUCCUAAUUUCUACACGCAAUUUGCUCCUACAACUUCAUACGCCAUUAUAUUUCCAUAUUUGGCUAUGGAAUUCAAAGGCCAUUUAGGCCACAUAGUCAAGGCAGAGAACCAAGCUUUUGUUGAUGGUCGCAUCUGCCUCGACACAACUUGGUCUUGUCUAGGGAAUCAUGAUUUUAUCAUCGUUGCUGCUGCCGACCCCAAUCGAUGUCGCAUAUGGGGUAUGUGGCGGACAGUAGAAAAUGAGACAGACGAUCAUGAGGGAGCCCCAGCAUAUUACAUGAAACCUAUCGCGACAUUCGAUCCGCAAUUUAUCGAGGACGCAGAAGAGCUCCGAAACUAUAUAUUCCGAAUCCACCGUUGGGCCCGGGAGUAUAGGUUUCCUCUCAUCGCGGCAGGCGUUAAAAAAUGGGAAGCCGCAGGCCGACCUCGACACAAGUUUAGUCCCGUUGGGCGUUGAGAUGCAAGACCAGGGUACCUAUGCUGCCUAAGUAGUAUACCCUAAGCAAUUGUCCUUGGCAAAACGCGUCUAGAUCUUCGGCUUUUAUCGUAUCUAUUGGUAAUGAGGACUCGAAUGCGUUUUGCUACUUGCUUAUGGAAAUGCGAGCUUACUCGCAUACACAAGGUUUCUUUGUUUCUUUUCUGUUGGCUAUAAGCCAUUCUCACGACGAUUGAUGACGAUGCUGCGGCUUACAUGGGUUAGGGUUUCCCCAGGUUUCCUUGUUGGCUUUUUUUUCAUUGGUUAUGAUCUGAUCUUACCACGAUUGUUAAUCCGUCGG